CGCUGGGAGCCGCUGCAGGAAUGGGGUCCGCACCCACGGAGUGGCUCCCCUGGACAGCCGCCCCUCAUUCCCACGCUCGCCUGCACGACUACGUCUACUUCGAGAACUCCUCCAGCAACCCCUACCUGAUCCGCAGGAUUGAGGAGCUGAACAAGACGGCCAACGGGAACGUGGAGGCCAAGGUGGUGUGCUUCUACCGGCGGCGGGACAUCUCCAGCUCCCUCAUCGCCCUGGCCGACAAGCACGCCACCCUGUCAGUCUGCUGCAAGACCGGACCUGGGGCCGACAACGGGGAGGAAGGGGAGACAGAGGAGGAGAUGGAGAACCCCGAGAUGGUGGACCUGCCCGAGAAGCUGAGGCACCAGCUGCGGCACCGGGAACUGUUUCUCUCCCGGCAGCUGGAGUCACUGCCAGCCACCCACAUCAGGUCGGCCCCCAUCAGGUCACCACCCCCAGGCCACCCCAUCAGGGACUUCUUCUUCUACUCCCUCGUGUACGACCCCCAGCAGAAGACCCUCCUGGCCGACAAGGGGGAGAUCCGUGUGGGGAGCCGGUACCAGGCGGACAUCACCGACCUGCUGAAGGAAGGUGAGGAGGACGGCCGUGACCAGACCGCGCUGGAGACCAAGGUGUGGGAGGCGCACAACCCACUGGUGGACAAACAGAUUGACCAGUUCCUGGUGGUGGCCCGCUCUGUGGGCACCUUCGCAAGGGCCCUGGACUGCAGCAGCUCCGUCCGUCAGCCCAGCCUGCACAUGAGCGCGGCGGCCGCCUCCCGGGACAUCACCCUGUUCCACGCCAUGGACACCCUGCACAGGAGCGUGUACGACGUGGCCAGGGCCAUCUCGGCGCUGGUGCCGCAGGGCGGGCCCGUGCUCUGCAGGGAUGAGAUGGAGGAGUGGUCGGCCUCGGAGGCCAGCCUGUUUGAGGAGGCCCUGGAGAAGUACGGCAAGGACUUCACGGACAUCCAGCAGGACUUUCUGCCCUGGAAGUCGCUGACCAGCAUCAUCGAGUACUACUACAUGUGGAAGACCACGGACAGAUACGUGCAGCAGAAACGCCUGAAAGCGGCCGAGGCGGAGAGCAAGCUGAAGUUCCCCUCUAGGCUGCUCUGUGUGGCCCUGGACCCGCCCAGUGCGUCUACAGGUCACUCCCCUGCCCCUGCAGCACUACACCACCCCCGGCUGUCCACAGCUCUGGCUGCCCUGCUCUGCAGCUGCCUCGGCCACACUGGCCAAGAGGCUGAGAAGGUCAGCUCCCUGGGCAAGGACUGGCACAAGUUCUGCCUCAAGUGUGAGCGCUGCAGCAAGACACUGACACCCGGGGGCCACGCGGAGCACGACGGGAAGCCCUUCUGCCACAAGCCUUGCUACGCCACGCUGUUCGGGCCCAAGGGUGUGAACAUCGGUGGUGCCGGCUCCUACAUCUAUGAGAAGCCCGCGGCCGAGGGCCCGCAAGUCACAGGCCCCAUCGAGACCCCGGUGGUCCGCGCCGAGGAGCGGAAGGCCAGUGGCCCCCCCAAGGGGCCCAGCAAAGGGCCUCUGCCCACCUGA
This is a messenger RNA of Condylura cristata (star-nosed mole), 1553 nucleotides long. It is a transcript of the gene MTA1, whose product is annotated as metastasis associated 1. Bases 21 to 1553 code for a protein of 510 amino acids. Gene Ontology annotation, biological process: double-strand break repair; negative regulation of transcription by RNA polymerase II; response to ionizing radiation. The record is from RefSeq and is a predicted model, not a curated record. Gene Ontology annotation, molecular function: transcription corepressor activity; histone deacetylase binding; chromatin binding. The transcript has 16 exons. Lineage: Eukaryota; Metazoa; Chordata; Mammalia; Eulipotyphla; Talpidae. Gene Ontology annotation, cellular component: NuRD complex; nucleoplasm.